Molecule: messenger RNA, 1130 nt
Organism: Salpingoeca rosetta
Lineage: Eukaryota; Choanoflagellata; Craspedida; Salpingoecidae
Product: Ras family domain-containing protein
Exons: 9
Coding region: 373-1059 (228 amino acids)
Molecular function (GO): GTP binding; GTPase activity
Source: RefSeq, a predicted model, not a curated record
GCGUUGCCGAUUCGCCCCCUGACCUCCUUCCAUUGAAAAAUUGGGAAACAAACACACACCCAGCUCAGCAACCACACACACACACACCCCUUGCUUGCCUCUUCAUCCGUCCGUGUGUCUUGCUGCUUUGCUUCUCCUGUGAGCGGCUCGGAACGCCUACUGCCAUCGUCGUUGUCGUCGUCGUUACUGUCGAACACGGCUGCUUCUUGAUUCUUUGAGAAGCGCGAGUUCAGCCAGCAGCUGCUGCGUUCCAGUACAUCGCUGAUCCCGGCACGAAUUAGACAAGGCCCGGCAAUACCAAUUGCAGCCAGUGCAGAUUCUCAGAAGCAGGCCCAUCUCGUACACUUCCACCUUCACAGCGGAAACAACAUCAUGCAGGAAGAGGAUUUGGAGCAUCCCGUCAAGGUGCUCAUUGUUGGAAAUGGUGCAGUUGGCAAAUCAUCCAUGAUUCAGCGAUACUGCAAGGGCAUCUUCACACGCGAAUACAAGAAGACCAUCGGCGUUGACUUCCUCGAGAAGAAGCUGAGUGUAAAGGGCGAGGAGCUUCGGUUGAUGAUCUGGGACACAGCAGGACAGGAGGAGUUUGACAGCCUCACAAAGGCAUACUACAGAGAUGCGGAGGCGUGCGUGGUUGCGUUCUCCACCAUUGAUCGCGACUCCUUCGAGGCCGUCGAGUCCUGGAUCAAGAAGGUGGAGGAUGAGGUUGGCAGGAUACCCAUGGUGUUGAUCCAGAACAAGGUUGACCUGAUUGAGGAAGCGGCAAUGACGAAGGAGGAGGCCGAGGCGCUUGCAGACCGCAUCAAGCUCAAGUUCUACCGCACGUCUGUGCAGGAGAACUACAACGUGGACCAGGUCUUCCAGUACCUCUCCGAGCUCUAUGUCGACGAACUCAAGAAGAGCGAGCAGCUCGCAGAGGGGACGACGGGAAGCCAGGCAAGCGGCGACGGCACGGCAGCGCCAAAGAAGCGAACGUUUGCAACGAGCGAGGGCGUGGUGAAGCUGCAGCCAAAGCAGCGAACAGGCGGACGCAAGAACAAACAGCUCUGCUCCCUCGGCUGAUGCCACACCGUUGAGCAAGCAACACCCACUCCCCCCCCCCCCAGCUCAAGUUUCUUCUUUGUUCUUUUUCU